Aaosphaeria arxii CBS 175.79 is the source of this 1119-nucleotide messenger RNA. RefSeq names its product alpha/beta-hydrolase. The record is from RefSeq and is a predicted model, not a curated record. The transcript has 2 exons. Gene Ontology annotation, biological process: protein depalmitoylation. Gene Ontology annotation, molecular function: carboxylic ester hydrolase activity; palmitoyl-(protein) hydrolase activity. The coding region runs from base 188 to 928 and encodes 246 amino acids. Lineage: Eukaryota; Fungi; Ascomycota; Dothideomycetes; Pleosporales. Gene Ontology annotation, cellular component: cytoplasm.
UGAUAAUGAUAAAUUCUACUGCCCAUUAGAUAUAUAUAUCAUGCAUCCUCUUCAUGUGUACGGCAGAAACGAACAGCUUUUGUACCAAGCUUUCGGGGGUCCCUAGCGCGUAGAUCCCUCGAGGGUCCCCACUAGCUCUUCGUGACCUCAGCCACCGCAUGCCAGCAAUGUCCUCAACGCCGCAGUCAUGCCGGGUCGACUGCCUACGAAGAGUGAUUUUGCACAAUCGAUUGAGCUGAGCAUAACUCCGCCGCCGUCCGGACAACCCGCCACGAAUGUCUUGAUCCUGCUACAUGGCCUGGGGGAUACGAAUGCCCCGUUCACGAAGUUAGGGCAGCAGCUCUCGCUCCCAGAAACAGCAUGCAUCGCCGUUCAAGCGCCCGCUCCCCUCCCGUUCGAUUUGGGCGGGUUUCAUUGGGGCGAUGAUCUCAUCUUCGACCAGAACACGGGCGUCAUGGAUAUGGACACAGGGUUCAAGAAAGCAACCACAGUCAUAAAGGAUGGCGUGAUAUACGAUGGAUUGAUCGGUAAAUGCGGCUAUAAGGGCCGGGAGAUCAUGAUAUUCGGGUUUGCACAGGGUGGGAUGGUAGCUCUUCAGGUGGCCGCCGAGCUGGACGACAACGAGCUGGGAGGUGUCGUCGGCAUUGGAGGUUUCUUGUCACUAUCUUUGCCACUGAAAGCUUUGGAGAAGAAAAGCAAGACACCUGCGUUGGUCUGCAAGGCAUCGAAGGCAUCCGCUGUUUCGGACAGCGCCAUCUCACGAAUGAAGGACGCUUUCGAGUUCCUGGAGGUCAAGGAAUGGAACAAGCGAGGCGAUGGAAUGCCGAGUAACAGGGAAGAGAUGAUGCCCAUUAUGCAGUUCUUCGCGAGGCGUUUGAGAAGUACAAGGGGAGUGCCUGCUGGAAGUGUCGAGAUCUCAUCGGUAUGAAUGUUAAGACUUCUACUAUGAAUUGAAUGAUGAUUAUCAAAGGCUGCGGCAUCAACUUGAAAAAAAAAAACGAAUUCAGGAUACAUGUAGCAACAUGUAUUAACAAAAUCGAUUUUCAUCGCUAUACGGCCUGAUUCUUGUUGAACUUCUCCAGUAUACUGAUAGACUUCAAACGCUAGAUCAACGACGAA